UCUGUAAAUUUACAAACAAUCCCUAUCUGUUGCUUGUUGCUCUGUUGCACAUAAAACUGUAUCUACAAGGUCUCACUCAAUUUGUUUUAGUUGGGAACAUUGGGAACUUGUUUAUUUCGUUGCAUUAGUUUCUUCUCUACUUUCCAGAUAAAUUUGUUUUUAAAAAAUCAUGUUUCAUGUUUUUUUGUUUUUAAAUCUUAUUAAGCUAACCUACAGAGAAAUUGGCUGUUUUGCACUUGUUUGAUUCACUUUUUUUUUGCCAGAUUAGUUGCAACAUUGGAUUAAAGUCAAUUACUUUAAGAAAAUGUCUGAUUCCAAUGUUAACAUGAUGAUAACUGAUGUUAGCGCUAUGCAAGAUGACAGCAAUGUUACCAUGGGAGGAGCUGCAAUUAAUGGAAGCAUCAAUGGUGGUCCUACUGAUCUUGAGGCUCUCUGUCAAUCCCAGGCCAAAUUGAUUGAGAGUUUGAAAUUAACUCUUGAAAAGCAGAAUCAUGAGAUUCGCGAGAUUAAUAGUCAACUGGAUAUGUACAAAUCAAUUUUUAAUGUUGGUUCUUCUCGACGAAGUCAAGCUGUUGAUUCAUUUGGUGUUCCUCUACCUUUCAAUGUGCAACCUAAACAAAAUCAACCCCGAAAAACUCGUCUCAUGGGUAUUUCGGCUGAACCACAAGCUUCACUUAGUUUACUGGAAUUGAUGGAAACCAAAUUUGCGGAGUAUCCGAAAUCUCAAGCAGCACGUGAUUUGAUUGUAGCAGCAAUACUCGAAAAUGAUUUCAUGAAAAACUUGGGUCAACAGCAGAUAGAGGAAAUUACCGAUGCCAUGUCUCCAGUUAGUUAUCAGCCGGAUGAUUUAAUCAUCAAAGAAGGAGACAUUGGUUCAGACGUUUUCAUUCUCGAAGAAGGAAGGGUUGAAGUUAGCAAAGAAGGUCGAGUUUUGCACACAAUGGGACCAGGAAAAGUAUUUGGUGAAUUAGCUGUGCUAUACAAUUGUACUCGAACUGCGUCCGUUAAGGCGAUUGGUCUGUGCAAGCUGUGGGCAAUCCAUAGGCAAUGUUUCCAAUCAAUCAUGAUGAAAACAGGCUUAAUUAAGCAAAAGGAGUACAUGGAAUUUUUAAAGACUGUGCCAAGUUUCUCAAAACUUCCUGAUGAACAUAUAACCAAAAUAGUUGAUGUUCUCGAAGAGGCUGUUUAUAAACAAGGAGAUUAUAUUAUACGACAAGGUGCCAAAGGAGUUACCUUUUACAUUAUCAGAAAAGGAACCGUUCGAGUGACAAUCAAAGAUCCGGAUGAACCUGGUGACUUAAAUUCACCGCCGGGAGAAAAAUUUAUCCGUACUUUAGGCCGAGGUGAUUCUUUUGGUGAAAGAGCCUUGACUUCAGAUGAUAUUAGGACUGCCAAUGUUAUCGCUCAUUCUGAAGACGUUCAUUGUUUGGUAAUGGAUAGAGAGUCAUUUAAGCAAUUGUUUAACAACCUCGAAGAUUUCAAAUCCAAACAAUAUGAUGACUCAAAUCUGCAUCUCCGUCAAAAGUUAGAGGAACAGUUUGAAGGAAUAAACUUAUGUGAUCUUCGAGUAGUUUCCACCCUUGGUGUUGGUGGAUUCGGACGGGUUGAAUUGGUUACCCUUGUAAAUGACAGUGAUCGCAGUUUUGCUCUAAAAGUGAUGAAGAAAGCUCAAAUUGUUGAGACUCGACAACAACAACAUAUUUUAAGUGAAAAGACAAUCAUGAUGGAAGCUAAUUGUCCUUUUAUUGUUAAAUUGUUCAAAACUUUCAAAGAUUCAAAGUACCUUUACAUGUUAAUGGAGUCUUGUCUUGGUGGGGAACUUUGGACCAUUCUUCGCGAUCGAGGUUACUUCGAUGAACCCACAACUCGCUUCUACACCUCAUGUGUUAUUGAAGCCUUCGACUAUCUCCAUUCACGUAACAUCAUUUAUCGAGAUCUCAAACCUGAAAAUAUGCUUCUAGACCGAUUUGGUUAUGUUAAACUAACUGACUUUGGGUUUGCCAAAAAACUUCAUCCUCCUGGACGUAAAACUUGGACUUUCUGUGGUACCCCUGAAUAUGUUGCACCUGAAGUUAUACUUAACCGAGGUCACGAUUAUUCGGCUGAUUAUUGGUCCUUAGGAGUUCUUAUGUUUGAAUUAUUGACCGGUACACCGCCUUUUACUGGCCCUGAUCCAAUGCAGACAUAUACGAUAAUUUUGAAAGGAAUAAAUGCAAUCGAUUUUCCUAGGAUGAUAUCCAGUAAUGCAAAUCAUCUAAUCAAAAAACUGUGUAAAGACAACCCAUCUGAACGUUUAGGCUAUCAAAAAGAUGGAAUAGAUGAUAUUCGUAAACAUAAAUGGUUCGAUGGCUUUUACUGGGAAGGUCUCAGAAAUAGAACCCUAACACCGCCGAUAGUUCCUGCUGUUCGACAUCCAACAGAUACAUCUAAUUUCGAUAAUUAUCCUGCUGAGACAGAUCCUCCUCCUACGGACGACAACAGUGGCUGGGACGAGCAAUUCUAAUCUUGUUGAUUCGAGAUUACUUCAAGAAAAAAUAUACAUAUUGACCAGUUAACAUUUCGCCAUAUAUAUAACAUUUUUUCAUAUUUUGUUUUUUCUUUUGAUGUGGCUUCUAUCAUCUUCCCUUGCCUUCCUCAUUCAUCUUUCACCUAUGAAAUUGAUCAAUGAUUAUGCCAUGCAAUCGCCUUAUCUCUCUGCCUCUUUACCCUCUCUCGGCCACUUUCACUUGUACUUUUCAAAUGGUAGUCAUAUACAUAUAUAUAUACAAAAAACGAAAUUUUUUCCACAAAUUAGAAAUUGAGCAAAAAAAAAUGAAUUGUUUUGCAUUCCUCUAUAUCUGUGAAUAAUCACCAUGUUUUGAAACUAUUUUA
This is a messenger RNA of Tetranychus urticae (two-spotted spider mite), 2871 nucleotides long. It is a transcript of the gene for, whose product is annotated as cGMP-dependent protein kinase for. The record is from RefSeq and is a predicted model, not a curated record. Gene Ontology annotation, biological process: protein phosphorylation. Gene Ontology annotation, molecular function: ATP binding; cGMP-dependent protein kinase activity. NCBI's taxonomy places the organism in Eukaryota, Metazoa, Arthropoda, Arachnida, Trombidiformes, Tetranychidae.